This is a messenger RNA of Armigeres subalbatus, 1150 nucleotides long. Its product is annotated as fatty acyl-CoA reductase 1-like. Gene Ontology annotation, molecular function: alcohol-forming very long-chain fatty acyl-CoA reductase (NADP+) activity. Gene Ontology annotation, biological process: long-chain fatty-acyl-CoA metabolic process. Lineage: Eukaryota; Metazoa; Arthropoda; Insecta; Diptera; Culicidae. Bases 1 to 1035 code for a protein of 344 amino acids. Gene Ontology annotation, cellular component: peroxisome. The transcript is spliced from 2 exons. The record is from RefSeq and is a predicted model, not a curated record.
AUGUUCUGCUAUCCACAAUCCAACAAAGUUCUUGAUUUCUAUGAAGGAGCUACGAUCCUCAUAGUGGGUGGAACGGGGUUUGUGGGAAAAGCUUUGUUGGAGAAGGUUCUUAGAUGUUUGAAAGUAAAGAAAGUGUAUUUAUUAAUUCGGAGCAAAGAUGGACACUGCGCUAAAGACCGUUUGGGGAAACUAAUGGAAGAUCAGCUUUUUGAUCAAGUGCGGGACCAAGUGAAUAAAGUGGAAGCUGUGCAGGUUGAUUUUGAUGUGGAGUGUUUCGGAUUGGAUAAUGUUAUUGCUGAAACGGUGCAACGGGAAGUGGAAGUGGUGUUCUAUUGCUUGGCUGAUGUCAAGUUCAAUCGACCCUUAAAGGAAGCGUUCCAGACAAAUGUUCAGAUCGGAAAGUAUUUGCUGAGGUGGUGUAGGGGCUUCCCGAACUUGAAAUCGAUCGUUUAUACGUCCACGUUUUACAGUGAAUGUACUAAGAAUUUUGUGGAAGAGAAGGUCUCGGAAGAUGUCCCCUUUGGGGAUUAUAAACUGUGCAUGAAAAUGUUGACGACCUUAUCUAGUGAUGAAUGUGAGAAAAUCAAGGUUGAUUUGCUAGGGGAUUAUCCUAAUACAUAUACAUUUACGAAGAAGCUUGCUGAAAUCAUGAUCCAGAAGGAGUUCGUCAAAGAUUUACCCAUCGGAGUUUACCGACCCUCUGCUGUAUCUCCAUCGUACCAGGAGCCGCAGCCAGGCUGGACGGAUAACUUUUAUGGGAUUGCUGCAAUCAUACGAGCGAGUAUAGACGGAAUUAAUCAGGUGGUCUUAAGUGAUUUGAACCAAGCUGGAAACUAUGUCCCAUUGGAUUACUGCGUGAAUGCAAUACUAGUUGGUGGUUUCGACAUCUCACAACGAAAGUCCAGUUGUUGUAAAAGUGAACCGACUGUAACUGUUUACAAUCACGUUAGCAAAGUAAAUAAAUGCUCAUAUGGAGAUGUUAUUCGCUACAGUGCUGAAAGUAGACCCCGUUUCUGGGAACGAUUAGCUUGGUAAUAUUUAAUAGUUCCUUAAAAAAAUAUUUGCACAGCGUCUAAUAGAAAUCCAAUUUUAAUAGGAAAUACCUAUUCGUGUCAACCAUUAACACGUGGCUCUAUUAUUACCUACUUCA